Messenger RNA from Mycena indigotica, 636 nucleotides. RefSeq lists its product as uncharacterized. The coding region runs from base 1 to 636 and encodes 211 amino acids. The record is from RefSeq and is a predicted model, not a curated record. NCBI's taxonomy places the organism in Eukaryota, Fungi, Basidiomycota, Agaricomycetes, Agaricales, Mycenaceae. The transcript has 4 exons.
AUGUUUGCUAAACUUGCUCUCCCUUUCAUCGUUGCCUCUUCCUUCGCCAGUGGCGUCUUCUCUGUGGCGAUCCCAGCUGCCCGAUCUAGUAAUUCAAUCGAUCGCCGGACCUUCGGUCACAUCAGUUUCAACAACUACCAGAACAUCGGCUUUACCUCCAACUUCGACAACUUCUAUGGCAUCGACAACUUCAAUGGUCGCAGUCGCCACCAAACUAUCAUUGAACAAAGUCCAGAGCUUGUUUGCCAUUCCCAGCAGGUCGAGAUCAUUCAACAGAGGCUCGCUGUCCUGACCGAGAUGGCCCGCCGUGUUGUCACCGAAUUGUCCUGCGAAGUCGAAACACAAGUCGUUGUGUUCGAGCAAUAUUAUCAGUCUCUCGGUCACUUCCACGACGACCUCCGCCGCCACUCAGGCUUCCAAGUCGGCUAUGACCAGGGGAUCACCUCUCAUUUCGAGCACUUCUUCAACAACGAUGGAUCCUUGUCCACCGACGACUGGGGCUUCAGUGGGAGCGAUAUUGGCUCCCACACAGUCAUCGUUUCCCACAACAACUGGGUUGAGCCUGACUCGCGUCACUCGGUUGAGAAAGCUUACUUCGCCUCCAAGAACGCCUACUUCAUCAACCAGUUCAGCUAA